Eruca vesicaria subsp. sativa (arugula) is the source of this 1572-nucleotide messenger RNA. The record is from the annotation of a GenBank genome assembly. Lineage: Eukaryota; Viridiplantae; Streptophyta; Magnoliopsida; Brassicales; Brassicaceae.
AUGACAACAAACAGAAAGACUAUAGUUUGGUUCAGAAGAGAUCUAAGGAUCGAGGAUAACCCUGCACUAGCAGCUGCAGCUCGGGAAGGAUCAGUCUUUCCUGUUUUCAUUUGGUGUCCUGAAGAAGAAGGUCAGUUUCAUCCAGGAAGGGCUUCAAGAUGGUGGAUGAAACAAUCUCUUGCUCACUUGAAUCAGUCCUUGAAGGCUCUUGGUUCCCACCUCACAUUUAUCAAAACACAUAACACUGUUUCCGCUCUCUUGGACUGUAUCCGCGCCACUGGUGCCACUAAAGUCGUCUUUAAUCACCUCUAUGAUCCUGUGUCACUAGUUAGGGACCAUAACGUGAAGGAGAAACUUGUGGAACGUGGGAUCUCUGUGCAAGGCUACAACGGAGAUCUAUUGUAUGAGCCUUGGGAAAUAAACUCCGAAAACGGCAAACCUUUCACGAGUUUUGCCCCAUACUGGAAGAAAUGCUUAGACAUGUCAGUUGAAUCCGUUAUGCUUCCUCCUCCUUGGCGUUUGAUGCCUCUAUCCGCAGCUGAAGGCGUGUGGGCAUGUUCAAUAGAAGAGCUAGGGCUAGAGAACGAGGCAGAGAAACCAAGCAACGCGCUGUUAACUAGAGCUUGGUCACCAGGUUGGAGCAAUGCUGAUAAGAUACUAAACGAGUUCAUCGAGAAACAGUUGAUAGAUUACGCAAAGAACAGCAAGAAAGUAGUUGGGAAGUCGACCUCAAUGCUCUCUCCCUAUCUCCACUUCGGGGAAGUAAGUGUGAGACGUGUUUUUCAGUGUGUCCGUAUGAAAAAAAUCAUAUGGGCGAGAGAUGAGAACAGUGAAGGUGAAGAGAGUGCAGAUCUUUUCCUUAGAGGGAUCGGUCAGAGAGAGUAUUCUCGUUAUAUAUGUUUCAACUUCCCUUUUACUCACGAGCAGUCUUUGUUGAGUCAUCUUCGUUUCUUCCCUUGGGAUGCUGAUGUUGACAAGUUCAAGGCGUGGAGUCAAGGGAGGACUGGCUAUCCGUUGGUGGAUGCCGGGAUGAGGGAGCUUUGGGCUACUGGAUGGAUGCAUAAUAGGAUAAGAGUCAUUGUUUCGAGCUUUGCUGUGAAGUUUCUUCUACUUCCAUGGAAAUGGGGGAUGAAAUAUUUUUGGGAUACUCUUUUGGAUGCUGAUUUGGAGUGUGACAUCAUUGGGUGGCAGUAUAUCUCUGGGAGCUUACCUGAUGGCCACGAGCUUGAUCGCUUAGACAAUCCCGCGAUACAAGGCGCAAAAUAUGAUCCAGAAGGCGAGUACAUAAGGCAAUGGCUUCCCGAGCUGGCGAGAAUGCCAACGGAAUGGAUCCAUCAUCCAUGGGACGCUCCUUCAACUGUACUCAAAGCUUCUGGAGUGGAGCUCGGAGCAAACUACGCGAAACCCAUUGUAGACAUCGACACAGCUCGUGAACUACUUACCAAAGCCAUAUCAAGAACUCGUGAUGCACAGAUCAUGAUUGGAGCAGCGCCUGAUGAGAUUGUAGCUGAUAGCUUCGAGGCCUUAGAAGAAGGGAAGAACUUGGAAGAUUCUUCUGAUCAAAUUACUUAA